GCCCGGCCGGGUGGCGGCGGCGGGGCCUGGCCCGGGCGAAGAUGGUGCUGGUGAGCGCGAUCGUGCUGCUCUGCUCCUGGGCGGCGGGUGCCGGAGGCCAGUAUGGAAAUCCUUUAAACAAAUACAUUAGACAUUAUGAAGGAUUAUCUUAUGAUAUGGAUUCAUUACACCAAAAACACCAGCGUGCCAAAAGAGCAGUGUCCCAUGAAGACCAGUUUUUGCGCCUAGAUUUUCACGCUCAUGGAAGACAUUUUAACCUUCGAAUGAAGAGAGAUGCAUCCCUCUUUAGUGAUGACUUUAAAGUAGAAAUAUCAAAUAAAGUAACUGAUUAUGAUACCUCCCAUAUUUACACUGGACAUAUAUAUGGUGAGCAGGGAAGCUUUAGCCAUGGAUCUGUUAUUGAUGGAAGAUUUGAAGGAUUCAUCCAGACGCACAGUGGCACCUUUUAUGUUGAGCCAGCAGAGAGAUAUAUUAAGGACAGAGCCCUACCGUUUCACUCUGUCAUUUAUCAUGAAGAUGAUAUCAAGUACCCCCAUAAAUACGGACCACAAGGAGGCUGUGCUGAUCAUUCUGUGUUUGAAAGAAUGCAGAAGUACCAAAUGACCGGUGUGGAGGACCCAACACAGAAACCUUUUGAAGAAACCAUCACCAGUGGUCCACAGAUUUUAAGGAAAAAACGUGCAGCUCAAGCUGAAAGAAAUACAUGUCAGCUUUAUAUUCAGACUGAUCAUCUCUUCUAUAAGCAUUAUGGAACAAGGGAAGCUGUAAUUGCACAGAUAUCAAGCCAUGUUAAAGCAAUUGACACAAUUUAUCAGUCAACAGAUUUCUCAGGAAUUCGUAACAUCAGCUUUAUGGUGAAACGAAUAAGGAUCAACACAACUGCUGAUGAGAGGGACCCUUCCAAUCCCUUCAGAUUUCCUAACAUUGGUGUGGAGAAGUUUCUGGAACUGAACUCGGAGCAGAAUCAUGAUGAUUAUUGCUUAGCUUAUGUAUUUACAGACCGUGAUUUUGAUGAUGGUGUCCUGGGUCUGGCUUGGGUUGGAGCUCCUUCAGGGAGCUCUGGGGGAAUAUGUGAAAAGAGCAAACUUUAUUCUGAUGGUAAAAAGAAGUCCUUAAAUACUGGAAUCAUCACUGUUCAGAACUAUGGGUCUCAUGUCCCACCUAAGGUUUCUCACAUCACUUUUGCUCAUGAGGUUGGACAUAAUUUUGGUUCUCCUCAUGAUUCUGGAAUGGAAUGCACUCCAGGAGAAUCCAAGAGUUUGGGACAAAAAGAAAAUGGCAAUUACAUCAUGUAUGCAAGAGCUACGUCUGGGGAUAAACUUAACAACAACAAGUUUUCCAUCUGUAGCAUUCGAAAUAUCAGCCAAGUGCUUGAGAAAAAAAGAAAUAAUUGUUUUGUUGAGUCUGGUCAGCCCAUCUGUGGUAAUGGAUUGGUAGAACAAGGAGAGCAGUGUGAUUGUGGAUACAGUGACCAAUGUAAAGAUGAAUGCUGUUAUGAUGCAAACCAAUCAGAAGAUAGCAAAUGCAAGUUAAAACCAGGCAAAUCAUGCAGUCCUAGUCAAGGACCCUGCUGUACCGCACAAUGUACCUUCAAACUGAAAACCGACAAGUGUCGGAAUGAUUCUGACUGUGCAAGAGAAGGAAUGUGUAAUGGUUACAGUGCUCUCUGCCCAGCAUCUGAUCCUAAACCAAACUUCACAGAUUGCAACAGACAAACACAAGUUUGUAUAAAUGGGCAAUGUGCUGGGUCUAUCUGUGAGAAGCAUGGCUUGGAAGAAUGUACCUGUGCUAGUUCAGAUGGGAAGGAUGAUAAAGAAUUAUGCCAUGUGUGCUGCAUGAAUAAAAUGAAGCCGAUGACUUGUGCAAGUACCGGGUCUGUCGAGUGGGAGGCGUUUUUCCAUCACAAAACUAUUACUCUCCAACCUGGAUCCCCCUGCAAUGAUUUCAAAGGCUACUGUGAUGUAUUUAUGAGGUGUCGGUUAGUAGAUGCUGAUGGCCCGCUAGCCAGAUUGAAGAAAGCAAUCUUUAAUCCAGAGCUGUAUGAAAAUAUUGCAGAAUGGAUUGUGGCUCACUGGUGGGCAGUAUUACUUAUGGGAAUUGCUCUGAUCAUGUUAAUGGCUGGAUUCAUUAAGAUAUGCAGUGUUCAUACUCCAAGCAGUAAUCCAAAGUUGCCUCCUCAUAAACCACUCCCAGGCACUUUAAAGAGGAGGAGACCACCACAACCAGCUCAGCCACCGCAACGUCAGAGGCCCCGAGAGAGUUACCAGAUGGGACACAUGAGACGCUGACUGCAGCUUUUGCCUUGGUUCUUCCUAGUGCCUACAAUGGGAAAACUCCACUCCAAAGAAAACCUAUUAAAUCAUUGUCCCCAGUCUAAGUCUCAGAAGAAAAAAAAAGGCAAGAUAUUAUGUCCUCAAAACAAGUGGCGAAGUUUAACUUUUAACAAUUGAAACUUCAAGCUAAAAAAGAAGAGAAAAAUGAUUUUCAUACAAACAUAUUUUUAACCGAAUGGCACAAAAUCUUAGAUUACCAUGGUUUUUCCCCCUUCUGUGCUCUUCAUUGCUGCAUUUUUCUUCACUUGCAGGCAAAUAUGGCUCUAGUAAACUUUUAUUCACAAAUUGAAAAAAUAUAUAUUUUUCAACUGCCAGUGAAGGCUAGGAAGCUAGACCACCUCAACAUUGGAGACAUUACUUGCCAAUGUAUAUAAAUUGUUAUAUGCAGACAUGUAUUUCUAACGUACACCCGUACUUUGUGUGCAAUUGUAAACAAAAAAUUGCAAUAUGGAUGUUUCUUUGUAUUAUAAAAACUUUCCGCUAUUAAUGAAGAAAUUACUGUUUAAUUGACAUACUCAGGAUAACAGAGGAUGGUGGUGUAUAAUGGUCAAGGAUUCAGUGAUGCUUUACACAGCAGUUUUUGAAUCAAAUCAAACUUUUUUUAUUAUGAUCAGAGUUGGUUCAAAUACUCAUUUCAUUUUUUAUCAGAACAGCUGCUAAGACAUAGCAUACAUGAUUGAAUGCUCUUAGAGUUGCGUAAAGCAAGUGUUGUGCAAACUUUGCCUAUGCCAGAAUGUUUCAAAAUUACAUUUACUAUGUUUCCAAUUUUUCAUAGUUCAGCAUACGUAUUUUUAAUUUUUAUCUGAUUAUUCAGUUAAAUAAUGAAUAGUUGGAUGAAAUAACUUCAUGCUUUAGUAGAAAAAUAUGCCUGUUAUACAACUUGGUUUUUUUUUAAUGAUUACAACCAGCUUAUUUGGGUUGUUCGGAUAUACUUACUGUAUGAUAAUUAGGUUUCUAAUUCUGAGGGAUGUGGAAAAGAUGAAAAGCUGUUUUUAUUAUUAUUUUUUUAAUUUAUCAAAUAUAUUGAUAACUUUUCAGCCCGAUAUUGUUAAUGGAUAACCACUAAAAUACAAUAAUUUGCCCAGCUACAUAGCUGAGUUAAAUUGUAGUUAGGCCUACUGACUGUCUCUAAUUUUUUUUCUUUUACAAGUAGUGAAGUUCAAACAGCGCAAUGUCCCAUUCCAAAGUUUUUGGGUUUUUUUACAAAUGUAAAUAAUUGGCAUUUUUAAAAGAGAAAACAAAACAAUUGAAUGUCUUACUAUGCUUACUGCUAUGCAGGAAAUGAAAGGGGGGCAUUACAAAAUGUAUAAGCUUCUUAUAUAUUUAUUGCUUAUUUUCCAAAAGCACCAAGCUAAUUAGAGGCAAAAAGCUAUAAUUUUCCUGGCUUUGCUUAGGAGAAAAUUUACUAAAGGUUGGACAGGCUUCGUUUUGUGGGUUUUUUUUUAAGAGUAUAAGGUUUACACAAUCAUUCUCAUAAUGUGACGCAAGCCAGCAAGGCCAAAAAUGUUACAGAAUAUAAUGGGAUCUCUUCCUUGUAAACUUGUACAGUAUGUGGUGACUUUUUUCAAAAUACAGCUUUUUGUACAUGGUUUAGAGACAAAUUUUGUACAUGAAACCCCAGUCCAAUAGACUUUAUAAAUAAUUCUAAAUGAUCUUAACUAGUUAGAAAUGUAUGUAGUUGCUUUUAAAUCAUUUUAAAUACAUUUGUUUUCCGACUGUGCAAAGAUUGGAAGUGGGUUUGCAUUUCUAAAAUGGUGACUUUUAUUCAGCAAGAGUUCUUAGUAACUUGGAGUGUGGUAGACUUUGGAACAUGUAAAUUUUUUGCUUGUAAUGUUAUCCUGUGGUAGGGUUUUGGCAGAUAUAUGCUGCCUAUUUUAUUCUAAGUUAAAUGUUUUCUGAACAGAGCAAUGUGCACUGAACUCUCCACUGCAAGACGAGAUGUGGUAAAACAAAAAGAAAGAUCAAGACAAAUGAGAUCUAAUACUACUGUCAGUUUAAUGUCCACUGUGUUUUAUACAGUAUCUUUUUUGUUCACUUUGGAAAUUUUUACUAAAAUUGCAAAAAAUAAAGUAUUGUGCAAAGAUAUGUAAGGUUUUUUGAAACUUGAAAUGCAUUAAUAAAUAGACUUGAGGAAAUCCAUUUUGAAGGUUCAUUUGCUUUUUAAAAUCUAAAAGCAAAAUGGAGUGUAUUAAACGUUGCUGUCUUUUAAUUUUCCUUUCACUACAAUGAACAAGCAUAAUUGUGCUAUCAGUGCACCAGAAAGAGUGGUUGUCCACAUCCCCUAGUUUGAGCUUCGCACAGUAAGUACAAAGAGUAUAUAUGUUCAUUUGUGCAAGGAAAUAUGUUGACUUUUUAAAAAUGAAGGCCUAAUUAUUUUUUUUCUGUGUUUAUGAUCAAAGUGUUUUAACUUAUUCUCUGCUGUUAUAUUUAAAAAUGAAUCUAAUUCCUGUCAAAGUGUUUAAGGUACAGACCUCUGUUGUCAGUUUGGUGGUUAUCCUGUGAAAUAAUUUUGCUUUCCUAAAAAGUUACCUUACUUAUUCUAAGUAACAUAGAAUUCAUUUGAAGAUGCUGCUAAUGAAUAAGACUGCUAAAAGCAUUAUGCAAAACACCCUUCUACUGCAUAUAGUAAAAUGUCUGUCACUUGGGUAUGUCUUUCCAUCUUUUUUUGUUCACAUUCUUGUAUCUUAACUUCUUCAUAACUGAUAUCAUUUUAAAAGAAGAAAAGUCUUACCAACCACAUCUUUCAUUCAGAAGAUGGUGUUGUCUAAGCAAUGCCUGCUCAGCCUUUUUGUUUUUUCCCCAUAAUUGAAAAAUUUAGCUGAGGAACUCCUGAGUAAGCUUUUUGAUCAACAGCAUGCUAGCAGACCCAUCACCACAAUUUUUGAAAUCACGACUUCCCAUGAAAAUUAAAUUGCAUAGUAAUGACAAAGAAUGGUAAGAUAGUGGGAACGCAGCAUCUUUGGAGAUCUACAGGUUUUUUAGGUGCCUAAGUAAUGAUUUAAGUGUCUGGAUAUGCUCAGAAAUUGAAAACUUUUGUCAGCACCUAAAAAAAAAAAUAAAUAAAUUGUUUAAAUUGUUCUUGGA
Messenger RNA from Gavialis gangeticus (Gharial), 5417 nucleotides. It is a transcript of the gene ADAM10, whose product is annotated as ADAM metallopeptidase domain 10. The transcript is spliced from 16 exons. Gene Ontology annotation, cellular component: synaptic membrane; plasma membrane. The record is from RefSeq and is a predicted model, not a curated record. NCBI's taxonomy places the organism in Eukaryota, Metazoa, Chordata, Crocodylia, Gavialidae. Bases 42 to 2288 code for a protein of 748 amino acids. Gene Ontology annotation, molecular function: metalloendopeptidase activity involved in amyloid precursor protein catabolic process. Gene Ontology annotation, biological process: Notch signaling pathway; membrane protein ectodomain proteolysis.